Cannabis sativa is the source of this 938-nucleotide messenger RNA. RefSeq names its product elongator complex protein 6. Gene Ontology annotation, biological process: tRNA wobble uridine modification. The transcript has 5 exons. Gene Ontology annotation, cellular component: elongator holoenzyme complex. Bases 1 to 759 code for a protein of 252 amino acids. NCBI's taxonomy places the organism in Eukaryota, Viridiplantae, Streptophyta, Magnoliopsida, Rosales, Cannabaceae. The record is from RefSeq and is a predicted model, not a curated record.
AUGGAACAUGGAACUCCGUCGACUUUACUGGAUGAAGCCGUUGGGUCCAUCGCCGGCUGUCUUCUACUCCUCCACGACUCAGUAGAGACCACCGCUGCUUUUCUCCUUCAUCACUUCCUCAAGCGCUCUCUCUCUCCUCAUUCUUCGAAUGCCGUCAUUUUCGUCUCUUUCGCUCACCCCUUCUCUCACUACGAUCGCAUCCUCAGAAAACUCGGUUGCAACUUAGCUGCUCAAAGGGACAAUAAUAGAUUCUUCUUCUUUGACAUGCUUAAGUGGGAAUGUCCAGAUGAAGCAGAAGAAGCAAAGAGAAGAAGUGCACUUGUUACUCUUUUUGGGAAAAUUCAGAAGGUUAUAGGUGCCUUACCUCAAGAAAGGAGGAGCUCUGUUACCAUUAUGAUAGAUGAUAUUUCUCUUAUGGAGGUGGCUGCAAGAGGAUCAAUGAAUCUUGUCAUAGACUUUCUACAUUACUGUCACACGUUAACAUCUGAACUUGGUUGUUCUUUAGUUGCGCUAAACCAUGAAGAUAUCUAUUCUAGCACCAAGAGGCCAACACUUGUUUUACAAUUGGAGUAUCUGGCAGGAAUUCUGAUAAAAGCCGAGCCGUUGACCACUGGGUUGGCCAAAGAUGUGCAUGGACAGUUGACAGUUCUGAACAGGGGCACGUAUGAUGGGGCUGAAUCAAAAUACAGGGUACAUAAUUUUCACUUCAAAGUGAAGGAAAAUUGUGUAGAGUAUUUCAUUCCUGGGAGCAGAACUUAAGCAAUGCAUUUGGUUAUAUUCAUUUGGUUUUGGUUACACACUGGAUUUUGGUACUUUUACAUUUCAGUAGUGUAACUUUUAACCAAAAUGGACUGGUCUAUGUUUACGUUUUGGUACUUUCAUCACCAAAGAGAUUUUUUUUCUAGUCAUAAGUAAACACAAGGUUUGAUGGUUUUAUC